AUGAAGGAAAUUCUCAUCUUCUGGGCCUUGUGCUCCCUGGUGGGGGAUUUGCUGGCAGAGAGAUCUCCGCUCAUUCAACAAGCCACUUUUGUCUCCACAAACUUUGAAAACAUUCUCACGUGGGAGCAUGGGAAGGAGACAUCCCCCGGCACCGUCUACGACGUGGAGUAUAAAAUGUAUGGGGCCGAGUGGCAGAACAAAAGCGAGUGCCAGAACAUCACACAGCCUUUCUGCAAUCUCACACUGGAGACUGAAAACUACACUGAACGUUAUUAUGCCAGAGUGAGAGCCAUUGUCCCUAACUGCUGUCAAUCAAAUUGGAUCAGGACCCCUAGGUUCUGUCCCAAGGAAGACACUAUUGUUGGGGAACCUGAAGUGAAAUACAUCCCCAAUGUACAAUCCAUACAGUUCGUUAUACAGCCUCCCUACACUCCCCUGAGAGAUGAGGAUAAUCAGACAUUGACUGUGGAAGACAUUUUCAGCCGAUUUGAUGUUGUCCGAUACCAGAUAAUAAUAUUUUGCCGGAAGACACUGCAAAAGUGGAAGAAGACUGAGAACAUCAAAGAAUUUGAAAUCUCUGAGCUGAACCCUGACACUGAAUAUAAUGGUACAAUACAUAUCAAAUACUUAGAAAAAAUCAGCAAGCCCCAUAAAUUUCGGGUGAGGACUUUACCAGACAAUCGUUGGCUGACAUACUUGUUUGGGGUAGUUGCAUUUAUGGUUUUAUUGAUCUUUGGUAUAACAUACUACCUGAUAUACAAGUACAUUAAGCAAUAUACUACACAGCAACCCAAGUCUCUGGUUUUCAAGAACGUGCCACACUUCCAGCCACUCAUGCCUACUGUGGAGCACACCCUGAUGCCCCAUGAUUUAUCCAAGCCUUGCCAAAUGGAUCCGGAGAUGAAACCAGAACAGAUGAACCAGCGUCUCCAAGAAGUACUUGAGCACCGAACGGUAUUUGAUUUGCCAGAGAGAGUUUAUCAGCAACAGGCCCAAAGGGCUUCCAUCCAGCGCACUGCUGCUCCCACGGGCCAAGUAGAUGACACAGUUACCAUCGGUUAUGCUCCGCAAGUGACCCAGAACAACACACCUCACACACUAGACAACAAGCGCUCGACUUUAACAUAUGGUGUGUGCGUCGAAGGCACCAGCCGCGCCAACAAGACAAACUCUUCAGCAAACCAAUUGACAAAGUCUGAUUCUGUCCGUGGCUUUAUCAGCAACGGGCAUACUAGAGCGCAGAAACAAAAACAGAAUGAAAGGGGAUUGUGGGGAGACCUGGCUCAAAAGGAGCCAGUGCUGGAGCUGGGGAAAGCUGAGGAAACCCAACAGCAGCAGCUGCUUCAGGGAGAUGCCCAGGGCACGCCACAGCAAUUUCCUUACCUUCUGCAAGACAGAGUACCCGCCGUUUUAGGGCAAAGGACAGGAAGUUACAAGCAGCAACCUGUGGCAUUCUUGCCGUCUGCUCUGGAAACCAGCCAAAUCACCACCUCAGAAGGUGACUCUCCGUUGUCAUCCAUUCUGAAUUCCUUGUUUCCAGUUUGCGCCAGCAACGGCCUCUCACAAGAUCCCAGCCUCCUGGGGCAAUGGGCAGCCUGGGAUUCAUUAACCUGGACCCACAGCCAGCGGGCCCCUUCAAGGUCCCCAGCAACGGACUGCUUCAGUCGAGCCAGCGAGGGUUUGAAAAGCGAGGCCGGACCCCUGAGCAACGCCCCAGAAUCCUCGGACUCGCUUCAGGAUAACAUGCUCCUCCCGGGCCUGUUCAGAGACUUGGAGCUGAAAUUACAGUGGGAUCAUGGGCCGGAUGAAAAUGCAGCUAUUUAUUAG
Molecule: messenger RNA, 1827 nt
Organism: Euleptes europaea (tarantolino)
Lineage: Eukaryota; Metazoa; Chordata; Lepidosauria; Squamata; Sphaerodactylidae
Gene: IL22RA1
Product: interleukin 22 receptor subunit alpha 1
Exons: 7
Coding region: 1-1827 (608 amino acids)
Molecular function (GO): protein binding
Source: RefSeq, a predicted model, not a curated record